AUGUGAAUGGUCUAUGGCUUGCGCUGAAAAAAAUCUAAAAUGAUUUCUACUUCAUCAAAAAAAUUUAAAUAACCUUGCACGAUUAUUUAAAACUAACAGAAGUGUUAUUGUUGAAUCAUAUAAUUUUCAGUAUCGUACUUAUUUUCAAUAUGUAUCAUAUUACGAGAUGAAUAUUGUUAAAACUGGUAGUGGCACUGAUUUUCAAAGUGAAAAGGUUUUAAGAAUUGUCGCUAUUUAAAUGUAAAUACAAUGGAACCAGGGAAUUCAGCGGUAACCGACGAGUCUAAGGACGCUUUCAGCUACAUAAAUGAGCGUCCGGUUGAUGAUAUAUCAUUGGAGUUUUUUUACAAACCACAUACCAUAACCUUGCUAGCAGUAUCAAUUGCUGCAGUAAUCUAUACAGCGUUUGUCAGGGAUGAAACUAGUACGCAAGAUAACUUAUGGGCUGGUAUAUGCUGCGUAAUUUUCUUCUUUCUCAUAAUAUCAGUACUUACAUUUCCUAAUGGACCAUUUACUAGACCCCACCCUGCUAUUUGGAGAAUUGUUUUUGGCAUGUCAGUGCUUUACUUACUGGCUCUCCUCUUUCUUCUAUUCCAAAGUCACUCUACAGUAUAUGAGAUAAUGUAUUGGAUAGACCCUAAUUUACGCAAUUUCCAUAUUGAUAUGGACAAGGAAUAUGCAGUUAAUUGCUCUGAUAUCAGUUUACCCAGGAUUUGGUCACAUGUGGAUGUAUUUGCAUGGGGCCAUUUUUUCGGCUGGAUGUUUAAAGCUAUACUGUUUCGACAUACAGGCUUGCUCUGGGCCAUUUCUAUUAUGUGGGAAAUAACAGAAAUAGCAUUCGCUCAUUUGCUUCCAAAUUUUUUGGAAUGCUGGUGGGAUUCUGUUAUAUUAGAUGUCCUAGUUUGUAAUGGUUUGGGGAUAUGGGUUGGUUUAAAAAUUUGUAAAGCUUUGGAAAUGAGAGAAUACAAAUGGGUUAGCAUAAGGGACAUCUCUUCAACAACAGGGAAGAUUAAAAGAGCAAUACUGCAAUUUACACCAGUUCAUUGGACACCCGUACGAUGGCUUGAUCCCACAUGUACUUAUAUGAGAUUUUUUGCACUCGGACAACUUGUGGUAUUUUGGCAAAUUUCCGAACUGAACACAUUCUUUUUGAAACAUAUAUUUGAAAUGCCACCUUCUCAUCCAUUAGUUAUUGCCAGAUUAUGCUUAAUUGGUGUUAUUGUUGCUCCUUCAGUAAGACAGUAUUAUACCUAUGUUACGGAUCCAAGAUGCAAGAGGGUAGGAACUCAGUGUUGGGUAUAUGGAGUCAUUAUGGUGACAGAAUCCAUGUUGUGUGUCAAGAAUGGCAAGGAACUAUUUGGGCAAGCACAAGUGUGUAAUGUGAUUGUGUGGCUUGUCAUACAAAUUCUAGUCUCGAUAGGCUGUGUUUAUGGAGUUGUGCUUUAUCAUCAAUAUUUUGAGCCAAACAAGGAAAUAGCUGCUGAUAGUCCAAAAAAAGAGAAAUAAGCGUUUUCUAAUAGAUAACGACAAUGAACGUUGGCAGAAGCUAUACCUUUCUUAUUCCUGUGUGUUUACAUAUUAUAUAUCUACUUACGUUAAUAUAAAUGCAAUACGAGACUGAGGUUAUUGUUAAGCAACCAAAAUAAAUAACAUAGAAAUGAGAUCAAUCUAUUGUAUAUCAGAACUUUUGGGAACUUAAAUACUUAACCCAACAGCUGGUGACAUACGGAGUAAGUAAAAUUGGUGUCAAUUCUGUUGCACCAAAAAAUUCUAAACUAAAUUGACAGGUCUAAAAGAAGAGGAUCCUUGUCACAAUGGUGCCAAUUCUGUAAACUAAGCUAAACUAACAAGUCUGAUGAUAGUGCUAUCUUUUUUACAGUGUUCUUUCUCUGUGGAAAAGUAUAGUACUUUUUUCAGACCUAAAGUAAAUAUUGUAGAUCAAAAGAUCGUAUCUCCACUUUUGUUUCAAUUGCUACAGUUUCAUGUAUUUAAAUAAAAGUAAGUUGUAAGUAAAACUUUAAGGCUUCUCUCAGAACCUUCAGAAAUAGAUUGUGGAAAUCAAAAUCAGGUAUGUAAAAUCAAAAACAGGUAUGUAAAAUCAAAAACAGGUAUGUAAAAUCAAAAACAGGUAUGUAAAAUCAAAAUUAGUACAUUAUGAUGCUAGUGUGCUUUAUUGAUACAAAAUAAUAAAAUAGGCACAUAUUACUGGAUUUCUAUAUAUUUCAUUAUUUUGAAAGAAACUCACAUAAAUGUUGUUGACUGACAGUACGGCAGCACAUAAUGAAGUUUCUGAAGCAUUUCUUUGUUUUCAUGUGGGCACAUUAUUCUUAUGUGUGUAAAACAUACAUUAUAAGUGAAUGCAAAAAAAUUUAGACACAUAAAUUAUUUUCUGACCAACAAUUGUAGCGUCUCCAAUCUGGUCUUGCCCGACUGCUUUUGGAGGCACAUUUCGAGCAAAUCCUUUGCACUUCUUGGCUUAAAUGAUAAAACCCUAGUUUUAUACCCAUUUUGCAAAUGGUCAUAGUAACCAUCAGACGAAAAUCUGCUGAUGAUGAGCGACCUUUUAUAAUGUGUGUAGAACCCGUUUGUAAAGUAACAAUGUUUUGGCUAUCGUGAGAUCCAAAUUAUUAUAAAACAGCCACACAGGCCAUCGUAUCGUAUUAAGUAAGAUACACAUGAUUCUGUCAAUUAGGUCAACACCUCCUUCUAUGGCGACUGUACUCAUCAACUACUUUAUAGGCACAUUAGCUGUGUCCGCGUAUAUUGUAUUUAAACUGUACCGUUAUUUUUUUUUUAAGUUAUCAGAUUUAAAAGUACGUUAUUUCUUGUAUGCAAUCAAUCUAACUAUGUACAAAGGUUUGGCAAUUGAGCUAAACAAGGGUAACAUAAUCUUACUACAAAAUACAUAGGUUCAAUUAUUCAAUUGAUUUUUUGCGUAUAUAAUAAUUUUAAUAUAGCUAUGUCAUAACUGCAACUUAUCAUCACUGCAAUUUAACUGCAUCUUGGUCUCGUAUUGUAGUUUAAGCAAACCAAAUAUUAUUUAUUUUUAGCUAUAAACUAGUUAGCUCGUAAUAUUGUCUGCGGGUUUAAGAUAAAAAGACAGUCGUAACUAGGAUGGUCGGCGUCUAUAGGUUAGUGUAGUCAUUUUACGCAGUGUGAAUUUUGAAAAAGUAGGCGCCAUACAGCCAUAAUACGGGUCAUUUAUACUUUACGAAGAAAGUUGGAAAAGUUGGAACAAAUACAUUUUUGUUGAACUUGUGGUUUACACUUCAAUUAAAUAUUUUCUCUUAAUAUAUCCGAUUUUCCCAUCCGAUCGCCUAAAACUAGAAUAUUUAAAAAUAGUUCCAUUGUAAAUAUUAAGAUAUUUAAAGUAUAAACCAGGAAGUAUAUGAUUUGCAGUCUGGAAUGCAAAUAAAAUCGUUGAAAAUAAUUUUUGUUGUGUUAAAAUGUUUAAAACAAUGCCCCAAAUGAGCCCUAUAGAGAAAAAAAAAAUGAAUUUUGAGAUGGUUAAAUUCUAUUUAUCAAUGAGUUGUACCUAUACCUGUAAAAGUAAUAUGUGGCGAUGCGUCCCUCUAUAUUUUAUAGUAAUUUUCCUCAUAGUAAAACCAUAAAAAUUUUUUCACUGUGCCUAUGUACACAGGCCUUCAUGUUGCCAGUUUGUGUGUGGAUAACUUGUGACAUUAGCAUAUCGCAUAUUGGUAACGCAAACCUGUAAGUUUUUCCUCUACAUAAUAUCGCACAUCGCGUCUCAAAAAGUUUUCACUUCAAAUAAAUAAAACAAGAAUGUUAAAAUCAAUUUUUUAAGUGGUUAGCUAUAUAGUUAGCCGUUGCUGACAGGUCGUAAUCGAAUGGACGAUAUAAUUUAAUUGUUUAUUUGCCCUACUAAUGAUUACUAAUGAUUGAUAUUAAAACUCUAUCAACUUUCUUAUAGUUUUGAAAAAUCAACGAUAAAUAAAUAAAAAAAACUAUUUUUUAUUUCAUUCAAACUCCGCUGUUACAAGGUUAUGUCAAAUGCUUAGUAAAUGUAUUAUUUAUGACCAACGGACAGAAAACAGAAACGCAUUCUUUUACCGACUGGAUGGACUGGAGGAACUGAAUUGAAAUGAUAGGAAUAGGCAUGGUAAUUUACUUUGAAAACUGACCUAGUAUGUUCAUAUGUAUCUACUAUAUACAAAGAAAAUCUUAUUUUUCCAGAUUUUUUUUCUUUUAUUUGGGGCAUUGUUCAGCGCGUAUUGUAUUCAGUUUCUGGCGUUGCGCUUGUUAACUCAUUCCGUCAGCUACCGUCAUUCAAUCAAUUAAACUCAAACCCUCAUCACGAAUUAAUUGAUCUAGUCCGCGGCAGUCGUAUCCAAUAUAACUGAUAUCUACCCGAAUGUCUUCAAACUAUUUGGACUACAAAGUAGAUCUAACCGAUGGUUGCCUUGCUGAUUGAACUGUGCAAGCAUAACUGAACGUGUGUAUGACACAUUAAUUCAUGCCUGCGCAAGCAAAAUUAAAGUAAAGAAAUAUAUUAUAUAUAUAUACUAGCUGUUGCCCGCGACUU
Messenger RNA from Pararge aegeria (speckled wood butterfly), 4543 nucleotides. It is a transcript of the gene l(3)77CDf, whose product is annotated as phosphatidylserine synthase. Gene Ontology annotation, biological process: phosphatidylserine biosynthetic process. The record is from RefSeq and is a predicted model, not a curated record. NCBI's taxonomy places the organism in Eukaryota, Metazoa, Arthropoda, Insecta, Lepidoptera, Nymphalidae. Gene Ontology annotation, molecular function: L-serine-phosphatidylethanolamine phosphatidyltransferase activity. The transcript has 7 exons. Bases 250 to 1506 code for a protein of 418 amino acids.